Molecule: messenger RNA, 821 nt
Organism: Poecilia latipinna (sailfin molly)
Lineage: Eukaryota; Metazoa; Chordata; Actinopteri; Cyprinodontiformes; Poeciliidae
Gene: prorsd1
Product: prolyl-tRNA synthetase domain containing 1
Exons: 4
Coding region: 58-567 (169 amino acids)
Molecular function (GO): aminoacyl-tRNA deacylase activity
Source: RefSeq, a predicted model, not a curated record
GAAGAGGCCUCUGGGUCCGAUCCAGUCGGUCCUCAUUGAUCGGAACAAGAACCCAGAAUGAGUGAAGACCUGCGGGCCGAGCUGCAGGACUUCCUGCGGAAGCUGGACAUCCAGACCAGCUGCGUGGAGCAUCCUCCGGUGUUCACCGUGGAGGAGAUGAUGCCUCACCUGCAGGACGUGAGCGGCGCCGUCACCAAGAACCUCUUCCUGAAGGACAAGAAGAAGAAAGGCCUGUGGCUGGUGUCGGCUCGCCACGACCGCCAGGUGAACCUGAACGAUCUGGCCAAGAAGCUCGGCGUCGGCAGCGGCAACCUGCGCUUCGCCGACGAGGCCGCCAUGAUGGAGAAACUCAAGGUGGGUCAAGGCUGCGCCUCGGCGCUGGCGCUGCUGUUCGACUCGGACCGGAGCGUGCGGCUGGUUCUGGACCGGGACCUGCUGGACGGCGGCCAUCAGCUGGUCUACUUCCACCCAAUGACCAACAGCGCCACUAUGGGGCUGCGGCCGCAGGACCUGCUGCGCUUCCUCAGGGAGACGGGUCACGAGCCCGUCCUGGAGAGCUUCGACUAGCAACCACCCGGUUCUGGAGUGGUCUUUCUGUCUUUCUGUCCUGAGCUUCAGGUUCGGAGUUGGAGGAAGCAGAACUUUGUAACACAACUCCUGAUGGUUUUAGUUUGGUUCUAAAAACUUAAGCCUGAAGUCCAGAAACCCGACUUGGACCUCCAGGUUCUGGUUCUGGUUCUGUCUUCGGCCUCAUUCUGUCUCUGGUUGUCAACAAGCUCACAGAUAAACGUCCAGUUUUUAUUAAAACCCGUCCACAAAGA